Closterium sp. Naga37s-1 is the source of this 3942-nucleotide messenger RNA. The record is from the annotation of a GenBank genome assembly. Lineage: Eukaryota; Viridiplantae; Streptophyta; Zygnematophyceae; Desmidiales; Closteriaceae.
AUGGUGGCUCGAGGCCUGCCUGCGCUACACCGGGAGGCGGCAGGCGAGGAGGCACGCAGCAGAGAGUCCAUGAUCGCUGUCGUCAUGGCUGCUGUGGCUGCAGCGGCGGCUGCAUCGAGUGCCAGCGGCUCCAACGCCGCAGAAGCUGUUGCUGCCGGUGCAGCUGCCGGCUUUGCAGCAGCGAACGCAGUAGAUGCAGGAUUCUCACAAGGAAGGCGUCUUCUGAGCGCACAGGAGUACGGCGCAGUGAUGGGAAACGCCACAGUCAUCCCGGCGUCGCUCUCGCGUGUUCCAUCCACCCAGCUCAACCCUUCAUUUGCCUCUGCUCCGGCUGCAGCAUCCCCAGCACCUGCAGCUCCUGCAUCAGCCUCUGCGUUGUCUGCGGCGCUGUCUGGACAGGCGUUGAUGGGAGUGCAGCGCGCCAUGGUGCUGGCUGCUGCUGCUGCCGCCAUUUCCGGCCACCACGGGGUUGUUCCACGCAGCGUGGCUGUCGAUUCAGCAGCAUCCGGGGCAGCAGCUGUUCAACCUACAGCCUCCCAGCCUGCCUCCUCGCUCGCAAUAUCCUCCGCCACCACCGCUGCUCUAAGCGCCGGUGCUGCCAGGACAGUCACCGCUGGGAGUGGCGGAGGCAGAGCUGCUGUGUGCGACGACGAGGGUGGCAUGGCUCCUCGUGUGAGCAAGCUCUUGGCCAAGUGGUUGCGGUCGGACGACGAGGGCCCACACGUGUGCCCUGUGUGCAAGCAGAGCUUCCCCACGGCGGGAGGCCUGAAGCAGCAUCAGCACGACCGCUGGCGCUGCUCCCUGGGCUCUCAGGCCAUGCAGGCCUCUGCACCCGCUGCUGCUUCUGCUGCUGCUGCUGCUCCUGCUGCUGCUGCUGCUGCUGCUGCUGCUGCUGCUGCUGCUGCUGCUGCUGCUGCUGCGGCUGGGCCAAGCCAUGUGGCGUCAGGAGGUGCUGGAGCUUCUGCUGCUGCCGGUCGCAGUGGGCGCUCGGGUGUGAGUACAAAUGCUGGGGAUGGGAGUAGAAACAUUGGGAGGAGGGAGAGUGACAAAAAGGGUAGUGGAAAGGGUGGUGAAGGAAAGGACAUCAGCACGACUGUGAGAGACAGUACAGGCAUGUUGUGGCCUCGGCUGUCCGUGCUUGAUUCAGCGGCGAGUGGUGGGGAGGCCGUGGGAAAGGACAUGUCGCGGAAGGCCAAGAGCAGGGGAAAAGGAGCUUCUGAAGUUGUAGGGCUUAGGAGCCUGGAGAGAAAAGGCCAAGCGUCGGGAAGCAAGCGGCCGCAGAGUGAGAUUCUCUCGGGCGGUUCAUUCAUGGAGCACCCAGCAAGGCAGUCAGUUGGGCAGCAGAGCGAGAAGCAGCAGAUGGAGAGAACUUCAGCAAGUGCAACCCCCUUUACACGGCAGGCCAGCAUCACCAACACAUCUCCCCCUCAUCGAUCCUCCCUCAGUGCCCCCUCCCCUGCCUCUCCUUCCCUCGCCUACUCCUUCUCUCUGCCUUCCCAUCGCUCGUCCGUGACAGCCGGAUUGCAGGGUGCGGAAGGUGGCCAGCGAGGGUUGAGAGUGCACGGGCAGCAGCACUUCACUGAAACAAAUCCCAUGGCAGGUGAAAAGUUGCUGAGCCCUCCAAAGCGUUUUCGGUCAGGGAACGGAAGAGGAGAAGAUACAGGGGAAAAUGUUAACAUGUCUGAUCGAAACAGAAUGCGAGGCGGUGGUAAGGAGUUUCAUCAAUCGAGGGACUUAGACUUGGUGAAGCAUGGUGUGCGGGUUGAGGACGGGGAGAAAGACGGUAUGGCGUACGAUGGCAUGGCGGUUGACGAGUUGGUGCAUGGUGGUGCUGCAGCAUCAGCAGACACGGCGUCAGCAGGAGUGGCGGAUGUGACUGCUAUGGCUGGGUGGCUGAGAGCAGCGCACGUGCGCAGAGGAGAGCAGUGGGGACCUUCGCCCUCCGCCUUCCCUACUGCCGGCGGUCUUCACGGUGGGCUUGGGGUGCCGGCCAGGGCUGCAGGAGGGAUGGAGGAUAGGCGAGGAGGUGGAGGGGAGGACAGGGUGUGCAGGGGAGAGGAGGCAGCGGUGUAUGCUGUGGACACGCAGCGGUGGCACAAGACUCAGCGCUCCCGCGUGGAAAUCCUUGAUCGCAACCUGCCGCCCUGGCAGGCAUCUGACUUGUCUCUCGCCGGCUCUCUUCCAGCUCAGGCAGAGAGAGGAUUUGGUGCGACUGCAGCAGGCGAGCACGGGUCUCGUGCCGAUGACUCUUCCACCAGAGCGACCUUCUCCCUGGCUGCCACUGCUGCUGCUGGUGGUGCUGGUGGGAGUCAUGGUGCGAGUGAGAGGGCAGAGCUAGGGCUGUCCUUUGACCUCAACAUGGCGCAUGGGGGAGACGAGGAUGACGAGAACACGCGUGGCAGCGACAAGCAACAGCCUCCAGCAGUGGGAGGAGCCACAGGUGUGGUGCGUGCUCAAGAGCCCAAGCCGAACAUCUGGAGCAGGGCGGGAGCAUCAGGAGCUACUGGUGCAGGCGCAGCUGGUGCAGGCGUACCCACCAUGAGCAUUCCCGAAUCGUGCUGCUCCUGGAACUGUGUGUUCUUCUCGCUUCCCUGCCACAGAAAGACACGGUAUUUCCGUGGUGCGCAAAUGUCAAUAUCCCGUCACCCUCGACUGCUCUCGCUCCUUCCUCGCCGCGUCAACCUCACGUUCUCUCACCCCGCGCAAUCUUCCUCCCCCUCCCUUCCCGCCACCCUUCCUCUCUCUCGUCGCCCUUCUUCUCUCCUGUCGCCCUCCCUCUCUCCCGUCGCCCUUCCCAUCUCCCAUCGCCCUCCCUUCCCGUCGCCCAUCUCUCCCACCGCCCUUCCCCCUUCCCGUCGCCCUUCCUCUCUCUCGUCGCCCUACUUCUCUCCCGUCGCCCUCCCUCUCUCCCGUCGCCCUUCCCAUCUCCCGUCGCCCUUCUCUCCCGUCGCCCCUCUCCCCCGUCGCCCUUCUCCCCCGUCGCCCUUCCCAUCUCUCGUCGCCCUUCCUCUCUCUCGUCGCCCCUCUUCUCUCCCUAGACCCUUCUCUCCCGUCGCCCCUCCUCUCUCCCGUCGCCCUUCUCUCCUAUCGCCCGUGAUGUACCCUCGCCCUCGCCAUCUCCCUUUAGUUCUGCUCAAAGUUCUCCUCGCCCUUCCCAUCUCCUUCGCUCUCUCCCCUCCCUUCCCGUCGCCCUCCCUCUCUGCUCGCCCUUCCCAUCUCCUUCGCUCUCUCCCCUCCCUUCCCGUCGCCCUCCCUCACUCCUCGCCCUUCCCAUCUCCUUCGCUCUCUCCCCGCCCUUCCCGUCGCCCUCCCUCACUCCUCGCCCUUCCCAUCUCCUUCGCUCUCUCCCCUCCCUUCCCGUCGCCCUCCCUCUCUGCUCGCCCUUCCCAUCUCCUUCGCUCUCUCCCCUCCCUUCCCGUCGCCCUCCCUCACUCCUCGCCCUUCCCAUCUCCUUCGCUCUCUCCCCUCCCUUCCCGUCGCCCUCCCUCACUCCUCGCCCUUCCCAUCUCCUUCGCUCUCUCCCCUCCCUUCCCGUCGCCUUCCCUCUCUCCUCGCCCUUCCCAUCUCCUUCGCUCUCUCCCCUCCCUUCCCGUCGCCCUCCCUCUCUGCUCGCCCUUCCCAUCUCCUUCGCUCUCUCCCCUCCCUUCCUGUCGCCCUCCCUCUCUCCUCGCCCUUCCCAUCUUUUUCGCUCUCUCCCCUCCCUUCCCCGUCGCCCUCCCUCUCUCCUCGCCCUUCCCAUCUCCUUCGCUCUCUCCCCUCCCUUCCCGUCGCCCUCCCUCUCUCCUCGCCCUUCCCAUCUCCUUCGCUCUCUCCCCUCCCUUCCCGUCGCCAUCGCUCUCUCCUCCCCCAUCUCCCCUCCCAUCGCCCAACUCGUCACCGUCGCGCUCGAUCAGGAACGCCCUCCCCGCGCCCUUCGUGUGUCCCCUCAAAUCACCCUCCUAG